UUGUUCCCAACAUGUCAGCUCCCGUGGAAAACGUGGUAUACUCAGGCAUUUCUAAAUUUUGGUGAAGUACCGGGUAUACUAGCUGAUUAGCAGAUGAGCAUUUGACAUAUGUCUUUAAACAGACUGUGUUAUAAUUUGUGGUAGAGUAUCCUGGUUAUCAAAAGAGCAAACGUUUUGGUCUGAGUAAUCAGUCUUCAAACGGACUCGGGACUGCAUGUGACGUCAAUGGUCAUUUUUACAAGCAAAAAUCGAGAAGUACAAAUUUGAAAAGAUGAUAACGGCCCGACGAUAUGACUUCUCCCCUAUUACAAGUUACAACAUUAGGUCAACACUACAGUACUGAAUAUUGUUGUCAGGGAGUAGUCGCGCCGAUGUAGCAGGGUAUAUACUGGUUAGGUACUUAGUAUUCUGAUAGUAAAAAAUCACAGUGUCAGUGAAAUGGAAAGUAUAAAAUUAAAGGAACCUGAAAGUGAAAGCAUUGACAUUGGCAUGGUAGACUCUGCCAGUGCCAAUGAAUGCACAUCAAAUGGCGAUGAAGAAGAGGCAAUCUCUGGCUCUCAUCAGCAAAAUACAGGCAAUUGUCCACGCAACAAUAAUCUAACCAUUGAUACUAAACCAGAGCUAGAGACGAACUGCGAUAAUAGUAUGGAUACUACUACUAGGGAUAGUACUGUACCACCAACUAAUACGAUAACUCAUGUGAAACUCGAUGGCAGGAAUAAUAAUGUUACCAGCAAAGAAGAUAUCUUGUCCAGCAGGAAUCAGGAUACUACUACUAGCGGUGGCAUUGCCUUCAGUGACACUAUUAUAAACAAAACACAAGAUCAUAUUCGUAGUAAUCUACCCAUGGAGAUGAGUGCUGUGGGACAGACCAUCGGCAAUGCAAGCUUGAUCAGCAAUAAAGAAGGAGAGAUCACCUGCAGUAGGAAUGAGCAAAGUUGCACGAAUGUGAAUGCUACAGGGACAGUUUUUGAAAAUGAGAUCCAUGUUCAGAAUCAUAAUGAUGGACUGCCAUCCAUCAGAAGCGUGUGUACAGAAGUGAAUAUGAGCAACACCGUUUCACACAAAUCAGAUAAUAGGCUUAACCCAUGUAGGAUUUCUCAAGAUGCAACUGAAACAAAUGUGAAUGAAUCCUCAUCUGACUCUGGUACAGAAGAUAGUGACAGUGACAGUAAUAGCAGCAAUGAUGAUGAAACCCCAAUUAUUGUAACAUUAGAACAAGAUUCUUUGAAGAGAAAUACUGGAGAUACUGAGCUACAAACUACUACCACUAUUAAUACUAUUAGUAUUGAUAGUUCUAGCUCAUCUGAUUCAUCAAGCUCUUCUUCUGAUUCCACUUCAAGUGAUGAUGAUGAAGUCCAAGAGAAACAGCAACUGCCAACUACCAAGGUGAAUAAGGGAAUGCCAGAUGGAAAAAUGGAACUGCUAGACGAAAUGCUACCUAUAGUAUGUAUUCCUUUUAGUUAAAUUUAGCUCCAUGUUACUGGAAAUAAUCACAAAACAUCAAC
This is a messenger RNA of Priapulus caudatus, 1508 nucleotides long. RefSeq names its product lisH domain-containing protein C1711.05-like. The coding region runs from base 439 to 1467 and encodes 342 amino acids. The transcript has 2 exons. The record is from RefSeq and is a predicted model, not a curated record. NCBI's taxonomy places the organism in Eukaryota, Metazoa, Priapulida, Priapulimorpha, Priapulimorphida, Priapulidae.